AUGGUAGAGCAACCCGCAAAUGUGGAUGCCGCCGUGAAUACCCCAGUUGUGGUUGAUUCAAACGAUGAUGGAACAGUCGCCCAGGAACUGGAAUUAGAGCAUAUGAGGAGUACAUUGGAAGAGGCGAUUGUGGAAACGCGCAGUACACCUCUCGAAAAUCGACCGCGACUUCCCCGCAUAGCCCUAAGCAAGCGGAAUCGGGCUGUCGUGAGGGCUCUGAACCCAAUGCUGGUGACCUAUUUGGAAGCCAGCCGGGACCUUUGCGAGACGGACUCAAAUUCUUUUGGCGCCACGCUGGCAGUCUGCCGUAUCAUAGGCGCCAAGGUUUCCACGGCUGGACGCUCUACUGGCCAUAGUAGCGCUAUCCCAGCAUGGAGAAGAAGAAUAGAUGAUCUGAAGCAGAGAAUCGCUGCUUGGGGAAAGCGGAUUCGGCGAUAUACCGAGAGGUCAACACGGUUCAAUCAGAAUCGUCUCUUCCAGAGAGAUCAGAAGAGGCUCUAUGAAUCAUUGGAGCGACCAAUGGUAAGUGGAACGGGUUCAGCACCGAAUCAGGCCGACACUGUAGCAUUCUGGCGCGGCCUGUGGUCAGAGCCCGUAAACCACAGCGAGAGCCCUUGGACGGAAGUUGUGGCGAGUCAGUGUGCGGGUAUUACGCCCAUGGACCCCGUCAUCAUAACGCCGGAUGACGUAGCUGAGGCGGUCCGUAGGGCCCCGAACUGGAAAAGUCCGGGGCUUGACGGGCUGCAUCACUACUGGCUGAAGGGGUUCAUGUCACGGGUUUAUAACUUGUUUGAUGAAAUUUCAUAUUUUCAAGAAACCUUUAAACCGGCAUCGAACGGUUUCAUAGUUUGUCAUGUUGACUGUCUCGGAGAAAGUUUUGUAAAACUGGCGCUAGAUGACGCCUCUAAAAAUUUUACUUAG
Molecule: messenger RNA, 921 nt
Organism: Parnassius apollo (apollo)
Lineage: Eukaryota; Metazoa; Arthropoda; Insecta; Lepidoptera; Papilionidae
Source: the annotation of a GenBank genome assembly